AUGAUCAAAAAGCAGCAUCCGGUAUCAUUCCUGCAAGUAGCCACUCUCGCAGCGUUCGCUUUGACCGCAAGGCAUUCGCAUUUGCCAUUCGCAGUCGAUGUUGCAAGAAGCACAUCUGGCACACAUGGUGUGCAGGAGGUGUUCUGCAUCAACUUAGACCAGCGACCUGAGUGCUGGGACUUCAUGCGGGAGCAAUUCAGGGAGUUACAGCUGGCAGCGACCAGGUGGGCAGCUGUGGAUGGUCAAGAGUUGGACUUAGCGCUGUUGGCUGAGAUCGGGUUAGUCAACCCGGCUGCAUUGAAGCGAUACUUCCUGCCAGAUGAGAGCAAACUGGUCGGCAUCGACCUCACAGCAGGGAGUAUGGGCCGGGCUUUAUCGCACAUGCAAGUGUGGAAGCAUGUCAUCAUGAAGUAUGGGCAGACAGAGGACGACCGGGCCGUCCUCGUUGUGGAGAAUGACUGCAAGUUUUUGGCCAACUUCCGCACCAGAUUGGACAGCGCCUUGUCGCAGGUCCCAGCAGAUUGGCAGAUCGUCUUUCUGGGUGGAGAAGAUCUGAUGCAACAGCAAGGGCGGCUGGAUGUGACAGAAGGUAUACGCCGCCUAUACCACGGGUUUCGAGAGACAACAGCUUAUUUGGUCACUGUCAACGGCUGCAAGGCUUGCUUAGAAGUGACUGUACCGCUGUCCUGGCAAAUCGAUACGCAUCUUACUGAGAAUGAGGUUCAGUACGAUGGUGCGCCAGCCUAUACAACAAAGCCGUUGGGCUACUGCUGUUACCCUCCUCUGGUGAGGCGUCAGAAGCGCAAGGUUACCACCACGGAUGUCAAGAAGCAGGAGCAUUCCUAG
Molecule: messenger RNA, 846 nt
Organism: Symbiodinium pilosum
Lineage: Eukaryota; Dinophyceae; Suessiales; Symbiodiniaceae
Source: the annotation of a GenBank genome assembly